UAAUAUCUUCACUAUAUUUCCUCUGGAGGAUCAGCUAAGUUGGAAGUCAACUGGCUCAGCCAAGACUUCCAGAUGCCACAUAACAUGAUGGGAACCUAGGAGUGAUACUGAUCUCAGAUUAGUUCAGUUCAUACGUAUAUAGGCCAUAGUGAUAAAUGAAAUAUUAUGUUCUUUGAAAUGACAGCAUUCUCCCCCUUGAAUAUUUAAUACUGUCAUCCUAUAACUGCUGAUUUUUGUGUGUCUACAGGCUCCUUGAACUGAAGUCUGGAGAAUCACAUGCAUAUCUCAUGCUUACAGUGAAAUCAUGGCAACCAAUGAUAAAGUAGCCAUCUUAACUGAUGAUGAAGAAGAGCAGAAGAGAAAAUAUGUGCUUGCUGAUCCUUUCAGUGGGAUUCCCAAGGAGCAAGAUCUCCAAGUCCAAAGUGAUACCCCUUCAACCGAGACCACUACUAUUCCAGACGAAGAGCUUGAUUGGCUUGAACAACAUUGCGUGAAAGUGAAUAAUGAUCUCCUGGUCUCAAAAGUCUUUUAUUUUUUCUUUUACGCUGCUUAUGGUUCCCUGUACCCAUUGCUUCCUAUAUACUACAAACAGCUAGGCAUGACUCCCAGCCAGAGUGGACUCCUGGUAGGGAUUAGAUACUUCAUUGAAUUUUGCAGUGCUCCAUUUUGGGGAGUGGUAGCAGAUCGCUUUAAAAAGGGGAAAGUUGUUCUUCUCUUCUCCCUAUUAUGCUGGGUGCUGUUUAACUUGGGAAUUGGGUUUGUUAAACCAGCAACCUUAAGAUGUAUGCUAAAGAACCCUAUUCCCAUUCCUCCUACCAAUGCCAGUCAUCUUUCAGCAGUAGCCCCACAAAAUAUCUCCAUUUCUUCUGUCUUGCCUACUCUGGGAACUACAUUAACAAAGGGCCAAGGGAAAAGAGAUUUGUUGACCUACAACUUGCCAACUCUGAGCUCAGCUUUGCCCAUGAAUUCUAAAUCUACCUUUUCUCCAACUAUUCAAAAUGGAGAUGGGAAGCAUGCUUUAAAAGAAGAAGAAAGUUCAACUGUUGCCAGUACUCCAAAAGGUAGUGUUACUGCGGGUCUGUUGGGAAAUACCACCCACACAACAGCGUCAUCUACAGGCACCACAAAAACAACCCUUCCUGGCCGUGUUGCUCUUGUCUAUGAUCAUCAGGAGGUUGAAGCGAUCUUCUUGCUCAUCCUCCUUGUUGUGAUUGUAGGAGAGUUUUUCAGUGCCUCCUCAGUCACUAUAGUGGACACUGUGACCCUGCAGUAUCUUGGCAAACACCGGGACCGUUACGGGCUACAGCGAAUGUGGGGAUCUCUGGGCUGGGGACUGGCCAUGCUAUCAGUGGGCAUUGGCAUUGACUCUACCCGUAUUGAUGUGCUUGUUGAAGGCCAAGGCUGUAAGGCUCCAGAGUACAAGAACUACAGGAUUGUUUUCAUAGUCUUCGGGGUUUUGAUGACACUCUCUUUGAUUGUGGCCACCCAGUUCAGGUUCCGGUACAACCACUACAAGCAAGAGGAAAACCAAAGCACAGAGGCAGAGGGCUCCUGCGCAGACAGAAAUUCCUCCACAGAUUCUUCCCAUGAUGCACAGAGUGACACAAGCCAGUCCCAAUCCUUUAAUUUUUUGCACUUGAUUAAGCUGCUCUGUAGUAUCCAGUAUGGCUCGGUGCUGUUUGUGGCUUGGUUUAUGGGUUUUGGAUAUGGCUUUGUGUUCACCUUCCUUUAUUGGCACCUGGAGGAUCUGAAUGGCACCACCACGCUCUUUGGAGUUUGCUCUGUUUUGAGUCAUGUCUCUGAACUGAUGGCGUAUUUCUUCAGCCACAAGCUGAUUGAGCUGAUUGGUCACAUCAGAGUCCUGUAUAUCGGUCUUGCCUGCAAUACAGCUCGUUAUAUUUACAUCUCCUAUCUAGAAAAUGCUUGGACUGUUCUGCCUAUGGAAGUCCUUCAGGGUGUGACUCAUGCAGCCAUCUGGGCAGCUUGCAUUUCCUAUCUAAGUGCCGCUGUGCCUCCGGAACUGAGAACAUCAGCCCAAGGGAUCUUGCAGGGUCUUCACCUUGGCCUGGGCAGAGGAUGUGGAGCAAUGAUUGGUGGAGUGUUGGUCAAUUAUUUUGGAGCAGCGUCAACAUUCCGAGGGAUAGGAAUGGCUUUUCUUGUCAUCCUCUUGCUUUUUGCUUUGAUUCAGUGGGUGGCAGUUCAUGAUGAGAAAGAAGAAAAGGCCAUGCUGGCCGAAAGGAUCCCAGUGCCUUCGAGUCCGGUGCCUAUUGCCACAAUUGAUCUUGUACAACAGACUGAAGAUAUUAUGCCUCGCCCCGUGCCCAGGCUUCCCGCCAAGAAGACCAAGCACCAAGAAGAGCAGGAAGAUGUACACAAGCCUGCUUGGGGUGUCAGUUCUUCACCCUGGGUCACCUUAGCCUAUGCUCUUUAUCAGAUAAAAGAGAUGGUUCAGCUCUCCAAAACCAAUCAGGCACUCGAGAACCAGCCUUUGCAGAAUGCCACCAGUAAUCAUGAUUCCACACCAGAUAGCCCUCUGGAUGAAAGACAUGAUGGUACAGCGGUAGGACCUCUGGUACCUACAGCUACCCUUGAAACCCACCCCGAUUUGGACUGCCCGGUUCUUUCGGAGAGCAGAGCUCAGUCUCCCAAGGCAGGGCACGAAUAGGACAUGGUUGAAUCCGGCUCACAGCACUGAACGCUGCUGUCACAACCAGAAAAAGGCUGACAUGGGAGUUUGAGACCUCAGCUCCCUUCCUCUUGGAAAUAGUAACCUGAUGCAGCCAAAGCUUUUAAAAUAUUUAAUGCCUUUUCUGCGACAGAACCUGACAGGCCUGUUGCAGGAACAAUUCAGAAGGCUAAGCAGAAGCGGCUGGGAUAAUAAUGAGCAAAGGAGCACACUAUUUCAUCUGAAGUUUUUUUUUUUCCACCUGAAUGGAAGUGUUGUAAACAAACACAUCUGAUUGUCUUGAUAAUUUUCUGGAUUGUGAUUAAUUUUCACGAACAAAACCCCCAUUCAGUUCCAUUUCCUUUCGCUUAAUGCAAUUCACGGUUUAAUUCAAUAUUAGGGGAAGGGAAGAACUCAUAGCAAUUUUUCUCAGCUAGUGUUUGUUUGUUAUGUCAUGCAGCGGCUUCCCUAGAACAGUUGCAUAAUCUACUAAAACUUCAGAGAAAAUACAGUAGUUAAAUACUGAAAUGAAGGAAGGAGCCAUGUAGAAUUCUGUCUUUUGUAAAGACUUUUCAGAGAUGUUGCAGAGCUUUUGGCUGGUUAAGUUCUGCAUGAAACAUCUGUUGAAGCCUUUCUAACCAGACAAAUUGCAUUUAUGUUGCUAUGGCCAGGCCAUAGAGCAUCAGUAAGGGCAUUUUAGAAAGAACCAGGACAGAAAAACGUAGUUGCUCAUAGCCCUUCAAGAACAAAGAUACAGGUUGGGAUGCGUGGUGUUGUGCUUAAAGACCUGGACCAUGAUCAUACAGUUGGAAGGUAAUAAUGGUUUUAUGCGGGAUGGAUUUGCCCUAAUCACUGACAGGGACUUUUCCCACAGAAACAGUCUAUGUGGAUUUUCUUUUUCACCUCUCUGGUGUGUGAUGGGGAACAGCACUCCUUCCUCCAGGCAGAUCUGAGACCUGAAGUUCCUACCCAACUUGUAUAACAACACAACAGCAGCAGCAAAGGAUCAGAAAUGGCUCACUAUUACUUUUUUGGAGUGGGGAUACUGACAGCACUUUCCAUAACUGAUGUCUGUAGUCUGUUCUGAAAGCCAGUAAUGAGAGGAUGCUCAGCAGCAGUCAUAUAUAUCAGUUGCUUCUCGAGAGUUUUUCCUAGCAGGGCUAAUAUAAUUUAUUUUAUGAUAGAAUACGUUUAUUUAAGGGGGAAGGGAAUUAAACUUUAUAGAAUAUAUUUAAAGUGCCUGUGGACUGGGAAGGGGUAUAAAUCCUAAUUAUUGUAGAUUAGGAAAGGAAAAUAUUGUUAAUAUAAAAGCAGUUGGAAGGAAAGAAAAAUGGAUAGAGAAUAUUGAUCAUGUUGUCAACUUUGUCAAGUUUUGUCAAGACAUUGACAGAUUCAGAUCUGGUGUUUUACAUUUCACCUAAUUGAACCCAGUUCCCUUACAUGCUUUGUAAUUAUAGCUGAGGGGAAGUAUUAGAUUCAAGUUUGUAGUGCUUAGGCUUCAAGCAUAUGUCAAGCUUAGCCUUCCAUUAGGGGAUUCCCAUUCAUGUGCAGUUUCGCCGAGAUGGUUUUUGGCUUCUGGCAGCCAAUCGGAUGCCAUUUAUGCCCCAGGGGCUGGUGUAGUUCAUAAUUAGAUUUCAGAUAUACUUGAUUUUGAAUGCAGAAUAUAGAAUACCUUAAGAUAGAUGUGAAGGGUGUUCUCCUUACAUACACCUUAAGGGACUCUAACAGAAUCUGUACAUGGGACCAAAUACUGGCAAGUAGUAACUAGCUAUUUUUUGCACUUCAACUUAAAUGUACUGUAAAUUUCUCUUGACUUGUUUAAGUGUCCUUUAAAAACAAUCAGAAAUCUAUUUAUUAUAUGUCUAUAUUGCAGAGGGAAGGAAGGAUUUUUUUUAAAAAAACACGGUAGACUGAAAAUGGUUAUUUAAAAAAGAAACAGACAAUGAAUCCUUUAGAUGAACUUAUCUGAACUCUGUGUGGUAAAUGCUGUGGUAAUAACCUUUAAUCUUGGAUACCUGAGUCGAGGCAUUGAAUUUACACAUUAUGUUUACAUCUCCAAUCUGCCUGUCAAACUGGUUCCUUCCUUGUAUGUGGGCAAUGGGGCUGUAGACAGCUCUCAUAUUUGUGAAGUUGUUAAAAUGUAGUGAGAUAAAUAAAAUUUCACGUAUAUGUCAAAAAA
Messenger RNA from Candoia aspera, 4844 nucleotides. RefSeq names its product major facilitator superfamily domain containing 6 (gene MFSD6). NCBI's taxonomy places the organism in Eukaryota, Metazoa, Chordata, Lepidosauria, Squamata, Candoiidae. The record is from RefSeq and is a predicted model, not a curated record. The transcript is spliced from 6 exons. Gene Ontology annotation, biological process: antigen processing and presentation of exogenous peptide antigen via MHC class I. Bases 305 to 2665 code for a protein of 786 amino acids. Gene Ontology annotation, cellular component: plasma membrane.